Molecule: messenger RNA, 615 nt
Organism: Xyrichtys novacula (pearly razorfish)
Lineage: Eukaryota; Metazoa; Chordata; Actinopteri; Labriformes; Labridae
Source: the annotation of a GenBank genome assembly
AUGACCAUGGUGAGCUAUGUGCAGAAGAAGGGAAAGGCUGUUGUCCUCCUGAGCACCAUGCAUGAUGACAAAGCAGUGGAUCACAGCAGUGAGAAGAAGAAACCAGAAGUGAUCCAGUGCUACAACAAAACAAAAGGAGAAGUGGACACAAUGGAUCAGAUGGUUACCAACUACUCAUGUCGUCGGAGAACACGGAGGUGGCCAAUGGUUGUCUGGUACAAUAUGCUGGAUGUUGCCACCCUCAAUGCCUACACCAGCUUCACCGCACAACAGCCUGAUUAUAUGGGUGGUGUAAACAAUGCACGUCGGCUGUUCAUCAAGGAGCUGAGCAAAGAGCUUGUCAUGCCACAUAUGAAGAGGCGCAUGGAGAGCACACCCACACUCCGAAAGCAUGCUAUCGAGGCAAUGGGAAGAUGUGGAUUAAAAAGACUAAACACAGCCACCACCCAGCAGCAAGACGACAUCAGACAGGAGGUCCAAAGCAAGAGAAAGAGGUGCACGAUCUGUCCAGUUUCGAAAGACAGAAAAGCCACCAGCUGCUGUUCCCAGUGCACCAGGCCUGUGUGCAAAGAGCACAAACACCAAAUAAUAAUUUGUGAGGCAUGUAAAGAUUGA